AUGGAGGAUCCGUCCAUGAUGGAUACAGAAUCCAAGACCUCUGACAGGGACACAUCGCAACUGUCAGAUCCGCCCAGCGACCUGGAUGGCUCAGACCGAGACGCCCCGACCCAGCAGACGGAAUGGCUUGCGACGACGCGAAAACGCCGGUCCACGGCGGGAAAUCGCAUGAAGUCAAUGCUUGCCAAUGAGGAGCCAGACUCAGACCUUGAACUUCUAUUCGCCGAAGACGAGAAUGACCAGGGCUUCUCCGACGUUGGCGACGACGGUUCCGACGUACACAUGGACUCCUCAUCCGACGACGAAGAUGACAACAAUGCCAACGACGACGAUCUGGAAGGUGAAAAGGAGCUUGACCGUCAAGCCAAGGAAAAGCGCGCCGCUCUACGCAAACGAAGAGCUCAAGAAGCAAUCCCAGCAAAAUUUAGAAAAAAGGUUCGCAUCGACCCAACCACCAGAGCAGCAUCUGUCCCAGCUCCCGCUCCGCGUCCCAAAAAAAAGUCGGAACGAGCCUCAUGGCUGCCGUCGCCUGCGGAUCUUCCUACCCGUGCGUCAUCCCGAAAGACGACUCGUAUAUCCAAAGAGCAGUUGCACCAGCAAAUGGCUGAACGUGAGGCGAAGAGACUAAAGCAGCUCGCGCAAAUGGAGAAGAAGGCUGCUCGACUCGAGGCCAUGAAGAAACCCCCCAUGACGCAGGAGGAGAGGCUAGCGGAAGCUGCCAUCGUGGAGAAGCGCAACAGCAAAAGCCUCAAUCGCUGGGAGGAGGCGGAGAAGCAGCGCGAGGAAGAGCGAAAGGCCAAGCUGGCUGCUUUGAAUCAGCGGACGCUCAAAGGGCCAGUCCUUACAUUCUGGAGCGGAAAAGGUCAAUGGGAAGAUGUCGAAUUGCGCUCGCUACGUCCAUAUGUGACUGAGGUGGAGGAGAAGCCCAAAAAGAAGAGAGAAAAGACGGACAAGACGGCCAAGGGAAAGGGAAAGGGAAAGGAUAAGGAUGGGGCAAAGACUUAUGAAAAUCAAGUCCACAGAGAAGGAGACAAAGAUAAUUCCGACGGUAUUGCCCAAGCGAGAAAUCAAAGUUCAGACGUGCUCAAAGCUGUCAGGACUUCAACGACAGAAAAGUCGGCACUAAGCGAUCCCAAGAAUCUGGAAAACGAUGGCAGCCUUUUGGCCGAGAAAAACGAGCGUCAUGCAUCAGUAAAGGCUGGCGUAGAUGGGACCGAAGCGAUAAAUCGGGCGGCGUCUACAGAAGCACGACUGGCCACCGCAGACGAUGCAUCGAAUAGCACGGACGUGUCUGCCCUGAAACCAAAUAAUACGCCAAUAGACGCGAAACCCGAAACUCAAGAGGAUGCAAUCUUGGUUGCAAGGGACCAAGUCGAGAAAUCGACCCAACCCUCACGGGCAUCACCCCUGGUUUUCACCCCCCUCCUCAAGGAAGAGACCAUCGCUUCUACAGACUUUGCUUUGCCACAACCUUCUGCAUCUGGUCCCCCUUCAUCACCUAUCCCCUCAUCAAUCUCUGCCCAAGCCUCUACAACGCCUCCGUCACAUCCUCCAAGCAGGCUGGCUGCGCCUCUUCCUCCUCCACCCGCCGGUCCCUUGGUUGCCACGGCUGGCCCAACACGACCUGCGGAAGCCAGGCCAUCCAGGGUCCUGGCUGCACCUGUGCUCAUCCUGCCUCCAGUAGUCGACAUCGACACGGAUCCGUCCUCGCCAGUAGAUGCUGCACCAAAAUCGAACGUGCUAGCACCGCCAAAUACGUUCCAAUCCACACUGGCACCACCGUCCGUACAGCCCGGGAACCCAACGACGGUGGCAGCAUCAUCUGUGUCUUCAGCAACUAAGAUUACAACGGAAAAGGAAGUCGACACGAAGGGGUCAGUCCCGGCCGGCUCCGACUUUGAAUCUGCCCAUGGCGAGACAGCGACGACAAGUAUGCGAGGAAGUCCCGAGCCGCCAGCCGUAACCGAGGCGCCUCGCGACAUGGACGCAACCCGAAACGGCAUCAUCUAUCAAAACUUUGAUGGAAAUGCCAUACGUGACAAGAACAUCCAGACACAGAUUCUCUUCGGGCGCAAAAUGACCAAACUCGCCAAGCCCGCGCCUGCACCAAUCUGCGUCAUCACAAAUAACCCGGCGCGUUAUCGGGACCCCCAAACCAAGCUCCCGUUCUACAAUAUGUUUGCAUACAAGGAGAUCCAGCGCCUCAACAACGGCGACUACCAAUGGAGUCGUAUCCUGGGUGCAUGGGUGGGCAACCCAAAGCAAGCGGCGCGUGGUGUCCCCGAACGCUUCCUCAACCCUGAUGGCGGGAAACUAGAGACUCCAGGAGGACACGGAAAUUCUAAAAUCAAGCAACGGGAACAAUCUGAGAAAAGGAAGGAGGACGAGGCGGAGGCGGAGGAUGGCGGGAUGGCACAAGCACCUGCAGCAGCUGGUAGUGAUGCCGCCGUCGAGGCUGAGGAAAUAAGUGGCACAGUGCAAACCACAGAAGACGUACUGCACGUGGCUACGUAG
Molecule: messenger RNA, 2514 nt
Organism: Metarhizium album ARSEF 1941
Lineage: Eukaryota; Fungi; Ascomycota; Sordariomycetes; Hypocreales; Clavicipitaceae
Product: YL1 nuclear
Exons: 2
Coding region: 1-2514 (837 amino acids)
Biological process (GO): regulation of DNA-templated transcription; chromatin remodeling
Cellular component (GO): nucleus
Molecular function (GO): ATP-dependent H2AZ histone chaperone activity
Source: RefSeq, a predicted model, not a curated record